Cooperia oncophora is the source of this 318-nucleotide messenger RNA. The record is from the annotation of a GenBank genome assembly. Lineage: Eukaryota; Metazoa; Nematoda; Chromadorea; Rhabditida; Trichostrongylidae.
AUGUAUCAGCUGACUGACGCUGGUCUCACAGAUGUCAAAUGCCCUUUCUUGCAUACGGUAGAUAUCAGCGGAUGUGCCAGAGUUACCAGCCUUGGAAUUCGUUUUCUUGUGCAACGAAAUCCGAAUAUUCAUUGCCUCUACCUUAACCAUUGCCGUUCACUCGAUGAUCAAGCUUUGUAUGAUAUCGCCUAUUAUGUCGGAGAACGAUUACGGAGUUUCGACGACUUUCCGCCCCCUGUUCAAUUCAAGAUUUAUGGCUUCAAUUUACGAGAUAUCGACCUAUAUGGUAAGUAUAAAGGGUACUCUUCUAGACACUAC